AUGUCAGCCAGGCAGGACCAGAACGUUCUUCUGGACACCAAAAGCUCGAUACUGAUCGAGAAGAUACUAGAAUUCCUAUACACAGGAAGCUAUAUCCUCGAAGACAAUACGACCAAAGUGAAUAGUUCUCAAAGCGAUAGCGAUAAAGAACUAGAAUCGAAUAAUGUCAUAGACUCCCAAACAGAUGAGAAUGCGAUGGAGGAUAUCCCAGAUGAAAUAUACGACAUUAAUGAAACUGCACUGCUAUCCUCAGACGGUACCACAGCAGACUCCAUGCACGAACCGCCAAAGAAUGAAACCAGACCUCUCACUGGAGAAGCGUCCACCACAGAUAUCAUCGAACUGGAGCCCAUCGUCGAUCCACUGACCGACUGCCAUCCAUGCUACUUCCAUUUACGAAUGUACGCAGAAGCAGAUUACUUCAUGAUCGAAGAUUUGAAGACCAGAGCAGAAGAGAACUUCUGUGCUUCAUUUAUAGAUUGCGCUGAGACAGAAUUCCUUGCGCAAGUCAUAACGGAACUUUAUUCAACAAGAGCCAACUAUUUGGAUCUAAGGGUGCUAGCAAUGAAGUUGAUAGUCGACAACUUACGAGUUCUUCAGGAAAAGUCAGCCCCGACAAUCAAUUCUAGCCUCUUGAAAGCGAAUCCGGAUUUUGCUGUCGAUCUAUGUAUGGCGACAAUGAAGAAGUACCUGAGUGAGUCUAGCGGCACCAAUCAACCCGUAUUCACUGCAAAGUAUAAGUAUGAGUACAAGCCAUUUCAAUACGGGCAGUGGAAGACAUGA
This is a messenger RNA of Penicillium longicatenatum, 783 nucleotides long. RefSeq lists its product as uncharacterized. The transcript is spliced from 2 exons. The record is from RefSeq and is a predicted model, not a curated record. The coding region runs from base 1 to 783 and encodes 260 amino acids. NCBI's taxonomy places the organism in Eukaryota, Fungi, Ascomycota, Eurotiomycetes, Eurotiales, Aspergillaceae.